This is a messenger RNA of Haliotis rubra (blacklip abalone), 3941 nucleotides long. RefSeq lists its product as uncharacterized. Bases 27 to 3644 code for a protein of 1205 amino acids. The record is from RefSeq and is a predicted model, not a curated record. Gene Ontology annotation, molecular function: calcium ion binding; patched binding. The transcript has 21 exons. Gene Ontology annotation, biological process: cell fate specification; cell-cell signaling; smoothened signaling pathway. Lineage: Eukaryota; Metazoa; Mollusca; Gastropoda; Lepetellida; Haliotidae.
AAAGCUGAACACACCGCAGGCUUGCCAUGUUGCGUCUGGUUUUCUUCUUUGUUAUAUCGGGGCUGUUCCCACACGACAGUCAUUCUACCGACAACUCCUUCCACCACAACGUGGACUUCACAACUGACGACAACGGAGAACGGUUCAAGCUUCACAGUUCUGGUGUCCUCAGUGAUGUUGUUGAUCUUGAUAGUGUUGUUGGACUAAAGCGCCUCGUGUGUGUGGAUGACAGGAUCCUGUUGGUGACCACCCAGAAGGAUGUGGGCAGGGACUGGAGAGUGGGUCAGCUCAUCCUGGGGAGCACAUCGUGGAGGUGUAAUGCGUCACAGGGAUCUGGUGGAGAUGGGAUCUAUGCUAAGAUCUCCAGCAUCUACUUUCCUACUGAAUAUCGUAUUUCCAUGCACAUUGUCUCUGCUGGGCCUUAUGACAUGAUAGAGGAAGCCAACAUUCACUUCCGCUACAGCCCUGGACGAUCGGAUCUGCCCGUUGAAACCAAGCAGCGUCAUCGCCGUUACCUGUCGAAUAUCCUCACCAAAAUACUCGGGAAUCUCGACUGGCACGCCAAUUUCUCAACCAGAAUACCCUUCAAUAAACAUCAUAAUCAAAGCAGUGCCCCAGACAAAUACUUUGCAGUCCACAAGACCUCAGGUGCGAGACAGGUAAAUGUGACAUUUUCUCCGUCGCAAGAAGACCUUCUCAUGCUGAAGGAUGACUUCACUGUGAGGUGCAUGGAUUGUCAUGGGGGAACAGACAUGUCAUAUGUGUUUGAACUACUCAUAAAGAAGGUAAACAACAAGCCGAAACUGGUGAAAUACAUUUCACAGCUCGAAGGUGAAUCCCAACUACGGGCUGAUAUUGAAGUAGAGUUCAGCCAGGAGAUGGGUGUGAACUAUACAGCACCCUUGUGGGAGACUGGUCCGAUAGAACUCAUCCGUAUACCCGUGGCUGUAGUCAGGCGACUACCUCCAGUGGAGCUAUCUCUUGCUUACAACACACAAGCUCUGGCAAGUGUCUUUGGUUACUCCAGAGGGUCUGGUAGAGGCAGAACAGGGUUCAGAGCAAGUGGCAGAUAUACAAUAUCGCAGCAGUUUGAGGCAUCGUCAUCGCUACACGGAGACAUAACAUCUCAGGCCUGGACAUCGGAUGGACAGGACACAGUAGAGAUGGCUGUUCCUGACACAUUCAACGUCACCGUCGAUGUGUUCCAGAAGAUUUUCUUCAACGCCUCUGUUUCCUGGAAAGUAAAGGACGUAACCAUCAGCCUGUACCCUCCAAUGGAAAUAAUAGUAAAGCCAAGCAUGAAAAUGGAAUCUGUCAUUACUGGACUUGAAGUAUGCACAGAAGCGACACUUGCAGUAGAUGGAUUAUUCUCUGUUGAAGAGUCAGUUCUUUCCGUUCAAGCAUUUGGAUUGAGCAUAUGGGAUGUUAUGUUAAAUCCGAAGAUCACGAAAAGAGAGACACUCACAGAGUCCAGUCUGUCCCUGACAUGUUUGGCCCAUUGUGACGGUCCUGCAGAACUCGGGCCUCCACUCACACAGGGCCAGGUGUGUGGCGAAAUGACUGACAGGGUUGAACGGGGAAGCAGUCUGUUCAACAAGUUCGAGGUUUUGGAAGGAACGGACAUUGUGUUUGCUGCUGAGGAAAGUGCUCUUUGUGAACUGACGCCAUCAGCAUGUUCUGUAUGCAACAACCAUUCAGCAAGCAACUGUUCAAGUAGAUAUGUGACACCUUGUCUUGCCCGUGCAAUCACUAAACUGAGUCACAUGGUCAAAAUAGAGUGGACAAAAGCAACGCUCAUAGUACUCGCGGCCUGGGAUGAGCCAAGCCCAGCCUUUCCUGAAGGUCACCAUGGAAACAGUUCACUCCACUAUGAAGGCAGAGCUGCUGUUGUAACGGUGACAGGAGUUCCAGCCACCAACACCGUUGACAACACGACCUUUGACAGACUGGGUUCCCUGUGCGUCUGUUCUGGAUUCGACUAUGUCAGCAUCAACAGAGACCUCGCUGUUGUUCACGUUGCGAUGAAGGAGAAUGGCGUGAUGAACAUGAGUACUGAAAGAGCAAUGUUUGAAGAACUUAUAGCUGACGAUGGGGAUGACGAUAGAUUCCAAAGGUGUGCGUUAGAGGCCCCUACUCUGAAUGUAGGCGACACCGUACCAUCCGGAGAAAGCGUGGAUGAAGCAUGUGGGCCUCCUCAAGGUGCUCUGAGCAGGUUGAACUCAGAAGAUAUGCAAAGGCUGUAUCACUACGAUAGGAAUGAUGCUGUGUUCAGGCCUGAGGGGAGUUCCAGCAGUGUUUGUGGAUUCUCCACCCGAAGAUGUAGAACACCAUGUCUGCCCUCCAUGAACCAAACAGAACCUUGGUCAUACUGUAGCACCCGGCUAAUGACUGCCAGGAUGGCGCUCAAACUAAGACAACUCGCUAAACUAGCACACGCAGAAGGCAUAGGCGUGAACGUUGAAAGGGCAUUUACUGAGCAGUCAGACACGCCACCGCACUUCAGUGAAGGAAGAUCCUGUACGCCCUUUCUUAGACAGCAGAUGAGGGGUUUAGGUGUCGGGUGUCACCGAGAUCGACUGUAUGUGGAUAUCAGACCUCUUCAAGUUUGCAAUGAAUUAAACUACAUCACACUAUGGAACACUAUGGACACUACCUACUACAGACAGAUAUUGGACAUACAAGAGGAGUUACUUCAGGGUGGUCCUGUUAUCCAUCCUUUUGACAAAGGGAUCUGCGAUAUUCAUCCUCUAGGUACAGUGAAACAAUACCUCACCUUCCAGUUUCAUCAAAAUGGACUCUGCUCCACGACAGAGCAGCCAGCAUUCUGCAAUCAGACUUUACCAUUCCGCAAAGAAGAGGCUAGGAAGUUGCAGGAGCGGAUGACUUCAGCUGCUGGAUUUGGUCGUCUGCCCAGAGCGGACCUCAAUCCGGACAUACAGAAAUGUCUUGUUGAGUUAUGCGGGGGAUGUCCGGCGACAGGUCCGCUGUGGGAUGAGAAAGUGAAAGCGUGUUCAGUGGUUGUGGACAAGUUCAUCAACCGAGCAACCAGAGCGUUCCCUGAUCUGACAGACCGGGCGACCUUCUUUGACACCGAGACGGCAGAGUCCAGCGUCCACUCCCUCGCCUGUCACGAUGGCAACAUAUGUGUUGAAAACAUUCAGCUGUACUCUUUGUUCAUGCCGUUGAUGACGUCACGAUAUUCAACAGAGCCUUCGGGCAGUAUCGAGGUUUUGAUGUUCAGCUCCGAGAAGAAUCCGAUGCCAUUGAUGGAACUGGUGGAGCAAGAGAUGGCCAACAGGGCCGCGGGCAGGGUUCGAAUCUACAUAGAUCACCAGGAGCAUGUGAAAAACUUGAAAGGGAUUCUGAAGGUUCUCAUGGUCUACAACAAGAACGUAUCUGAAGUCGAGUUCCAUGUCUAUGAUGACCUUGACAUUGAUCUGAUAACGGCUGACGUGCAGCGCAACCUGGACGUGUGGGCAGGUGACACGUGUUCCGAUCACAGCAGAUUCGCAAUAUCACCCUUCACAUUUCACCAGCUGAGUCACUCCCGGAGGAAGAGAAGUCUGGCAAGGAGUCAACACAGGAAUGAGGCUCGACAGAAAAUAUUCGACUGGGAGAUGGAGUGGAUGAUGAAGCUUUUGUAGUCCUUGAAAACAUUUUGAUUGAUUAUUGCAGUCAGAUUAUAUUAAAUAAGAAUCAAACUAAAAGAACAAUUUAAUGUCAAACUCAAGGACGUGAUAACGUUUUACCUGUGUAUUCUCAACCCCCUCCUCUUCCUUCUCUUUAUUAAUGAAUUUGCAACAGAGCUCUACCAAUCAGGCAACAAUGGAAUUUUUGUUACUCAAGAUAUACACGAUUUUGUUAUUACUAAAUUGUUUGCUGAUGACAUCGUCCUUUUUGCUACCAGUGUAAUAGGUCUUCAGCGCCAACUUAAUAUCCUG